AUGGCUCGCGGCCUCCAGAAGAUCGAAUCCCAGCAAGCAGCAGCAGCCAGAGCCAAGAAAGGCGGGAAUUCAAUCCUCAAGAAGGAUAAGGGGAUGAAGUACCAAUGCUCCAAACAUCCCAAGCUGGAUACCCCGACUGACGCCUUCGCGAGCAUGGCCAAGGCCGCACCCGCACCGGCAGAAGCGAGCAAGAAGUGA
Messenger RNA from Drepanopeziza brunnea f. sp. 'multigermtubi' MB_m1, 198 nucleotides. The record is from RefSeq and is a predicted model, not a curated record. Lineage: Eukaryota; Fungi; Ascomycota; Leotiomycetes; Helotiales; Drepanopezizaceae.